Oryza sativa Japonica Group (Japanese rice) is the source of this 1898-nucleotide messenger RNA. Lineage: Eukaryota; Viridiplantae; Streptophyta; Magnoliopsida; Poales; Poaceae. The record is from RefSeq and is a predicted model, not a curated record.
AGAGAGCUCGACACAAAUACAGGGGGACUCGUCUUCUUCCCCGAGCUUUGCGAGCAGAGUCGUUCAGCCAUGGCGCGGCAGGAGCAGCAGCAGCACCUGCAGGUGCUGAGCGCGCUGGACGCGGCGAAGACGCAGUGGUACCACUUCACGGCGAUCGUCGUCGCCGGCAUGGGCUUCUUCACCGACGCCUACGACCUCUUCUGCAUCUCCCUCGUCACCAAGCUGCUCGGCCGCAUCUACUACACCGACCUCGCCAAGGAGAACCCCGGCAGCCUGCCGCCCAACGUCGCCGCGGCGGUGAACGGAGUCGCGUUCUGCGGCACGCUGGCGGGGCAGCUCUUCUUCGGGUGGCUCGGCGACAAGCUCGGCCGGAAGAGCGUGUACGGGAUGACGCUGCUGAUGAUGGUCAUCUGCUCCAUCGCGUCGGGGCUCUCGUUCUCGCACACGCCCACCAGCGUCAUGGCGACGCUCUGCUUCUUCCGGUUCUGGCUCGGAUUCGGCAUCGGCGGCGACUACCCGCUGUCGGCGACGAUCAUGUCGGAGUACGCCAACAAGAAGACCCGCGGCGCGUUCAUCGCCGCCGUGUUCGCGAUGCAGGGGUUCGGCAUCCUCGCCGGCGGCAUCGUCACCCUCAUCAUCUCCUCCGCGUUCCGCGCCGGGUUCCCGGCGCCGGCGUACCAGGACGACCGCGCGGGCUCCACCGUCCGCCAGGCCGACUACGUGUGGCGGAUCAUCCUCAUGCUCGGCGCCAUGCCGGCGCUGCUCACCUACUACUGGCGGAUGAAGAUGCCGGAGACGGCGCGCUACACCGCCCUCGUCGCCAAGAACGCCAAGCAGGCCGCCGCCGACAUGUCCAAGGUGCUCCAGGUCGAGAUCCAGGAGGAGCAGGACAAGCUGGAGCAGAUGGUGACCCGGAACAGCAGCAGCUUCGGCCUCUUCUCCCGCCAGUUCGCGCGCCGCCACGGCCUCCACCUCGUCGGCACCGCCACGACAUGGUUCCUCCUCGACAUCGCCUUCUACAGCCAGAACCUGUUCCAGAAGGACAUCUUCACCAGCAUCAACUGGAUCCCCAAGGCCAAGACCAUGUCGGCGCUGGAGGAGGUGUUCCGCAUCGCGCGCGCCCAGACGCUCAUCGCCCUGUGCGGCACCGUCCCGGGCUACUGGUUCACCGUCUUCCUCAUCGACAUCGUCGGCCGCUUCGCCAUCCAGCUGCUAGGGUUUUUCAUGAUGACCGUGUUCAUGCUCGGCCUCGCCGUGCCGUACCACCACUGGACGACGAAGGGGAACCACAUCGGCUUCGUCGUCAUGUACGCCUUCACCUUCUUCUUCGCCAACUUCGGCCCCAACUCCACCACCUUCAUCGUGCCGGCGGAGAUCUUCCCGGCGAGGCUGCGUUCCACCUGCCACGGCAUCUCGGCGGCGGCGGGGAAGGCCGGCGCCAUCAUCGGAUCGUUCGGGUUCCUGUACGCGGCGCAGGACCCGCACAAGCCCGACGCCGGGUACAAACCCGGGAUCGGGGUGAGGAACUCGCUGUUCGUGCUCGCCGGAUGCAACCUGCUCGGGUUCAUCUGCACGUUCCUCGUGCCGGAGUCGAAGGGGAAGUCGCUGGAGGAGAUGUCCGGCGAGGCGGAGGACGACGACGACGAGGUGGCCGCCGCCGGCGGUGGCGCCGCCGUGCGGCCGCAGACGGCGUAGUGUAUGACUGCACGUGAAUAUAGUGUUGAUGUGAUGGAAAAGGACUGAAGUUUGGAUCUAAACACAGCCUAUGAAGUCUAAAGUUAUUGGUUCAAAUUUUGCUGAAAGUUCUGUUUUUCUUCACAAAAAGUAGCUUUAAAGUUGGAAAUGGACUAACUGUGGAGAAUAUAUGUGAACCAGAUAUGAAAAAUUGACUUGCACUA